Chenopodium quinoa (quinoa) is the source of this 2047-nucleotide messenger RNA. Its product is annotated as protein FAR1-RELATED SEQUENCE 12-like. Gene Ontology annotation, molecular function: zinc ion binding. The record is from RefSeq and is a predicted model, not a curated record. Gene Ontology annotation, biological process: regulation of DNA-templated transcription. The coding region runs from base 1 to 1965 and encodes 654 amino acids. Lineage: Eukaryota; Viridiplantae; Streptophyta; Magnoliopsida; Caryophyllales; Amaranthaceae. The transcript has 7 exons.
AUGGAAAUUUCUAGCUCAAUUGUGUUUGAUCGUGACUGUGAUUCUAGCUUAAUUGUUUUUUAUCGUGAUUGUGAUUCUAUUUUUCCUGCUGGAGUUGGUUUAGUCGACUCGUUUUCGCAACAAUUGGAAAAAAAGAAUGCUAUUUUAUUUGAGGAAGCAGCUAGUUCUGAAUUUUAUGGGAAACAAUUUCCUUCUGAAGAUGUGGCUUAUGAAAUGUUUAAUGAAUAUGCAUUUAGAAAGGGCUUUGGAAUUAGAAUUGGAAAAAGUAAUAGGCGAAGAGAUGAUUCAUUCUCUAUGAAAAGCUUUGUUUGUACAAAUGAGGGUUUUAAAGAUGAUAAAUGCAGGAAUAAUAGGCUGUAUGAGAGACUUAACAUAAGGACUGGUUGCUUAGCUUUUGUGCAGUUUAGUAUUGACCGUUCAGGUGUAUAUACAUGUACAAGACAUGAGAUGGUUCAUAAUCAUGAAAUGAUUCCUGUUGACAAGAGACAUUUAAUAAGGAGAAGUCCUAUUACUAUUAUGACUGAUCAAGCUCAAGCAAUUGCAGCUGGGAUAAGAAAUAUUUUCCCCAAAGGUGUUCAUCAUAUAUUAUGUGUGUGGCAUAUUGAACAAAAUUCUAAGAAACACAUUGGGGCGUUGAGAGCUUUGGAUGGUUUCACUGAUUUAUUUGGUUAUUUACUGAAGUAUUGUGAAACUCCACCAGAAUUUGAGCAUUAUUGGAAAAGAAUGUUGUUGAAAUAUGACUGUGCAAAUGUUGAUUGGUUGAAUGAUUUGUAUAAAAUCAAAGAGAUGUGGUGUCCAGCUUUUUCAAAGAAAUUUUGGUCAGGAGGUGUGCUUUCAUCUCAACGUAGUGAGACAACUAACAAAUCAGUUUCUCAAAGGCUUAACAAGACACAAGGUCUAUGUGAUUUCUAUCAAGUGUUUCUCGAUGUGGUUCAAGAGUGGAGAAGCAAAGAAAAAGGGAGAGAUUAUAAUACAAUCAAAGGUAAUCGUCAUUUGGCCUUUGCAUACAUUGGGAUUCUUGUUCAUGCUAGAUCAUUGUAUACUAUUCAAGCUUAUGUGCUUUUUGAGGAAGAGUUCAUUAAGGGUACUGCUUGUGAUCAUAAGGAUGCUGGUGUGAAUUUUCCUGAAUAUUAUUAUCAUUUGUGGAGACCUGGGAAAGAUAUGAUCAAGCACGAGGUUGUUUUUAAUAAAGAAACACAUGCAAUAUGUUGUACAUGCAUGUUGUUUAGUGAAAUGGGUUUGCUUUGUUGUCAUGCUCUUCGAAUUUAUCAUAUGAAUUGUGUUCAUAAGAUUCCAGAUGACUAUAUAUGUAAGAGGUGGACUAAGGCUGCUAUGUGUAGUCAUGGCCUUGAUGAACCUACAAUGAAAACCAAUGUAGUAUCUACAAGUGUUUGGAGGACACAAACACUAAGGAAAUUUGUUAAGUUGGUAACAAGUUGUCAACACUCUUUGAAUGCUAGAGCAGAGGUUGAAUGUUAUUUCAAUCUUUUAAAAGAAAAGAUUGAGAGUGUUACUGGUACUAUUGAUUUUAAUGAACCGGUUGAAGGUAUUGAAAUUGUUGAUCAUGAAGUUAAGAAUCCGGCAAAAUCAAGACCUAUUGGAGAGAGGAAUUAUAGGCCUAAGAGUAAUUUAGAGAAGGCUUAUAACAAAGCCAGGGGUCAGUGGUUGAAGAAAAAGUCAGUAUACACUCCUUAUAAAAGAUCUAAAGGUCAAGCAGUAGUUCAGGAAUUGGACGAGAAUGGGUGUCCUAUAUCUUAUGCUAAUUCUUUGGCUGAUCCUAAUGAGUUAAUUGUGAUUGAAGAUCCAAGUGCUCAGGUUUGUAAUAAAAAGACUGCCAUUGUAGAAGAUAUCCCUUCAGAUGAUAGUGUUUCAAAUGACUUUGAACAGGAAUAUGGAUAUAGCUCUAUGCAAUCAAACGUUACUGUUGAUCCAGACAUAUCUUCUAUUGUUAAGGUGAAAUAUUAAUCAUCUACCUUUUAAUUUUGUAUAAGGUCAUUAUGAAUUUUGAAUUUGAUCAUUAAUUAUUUUAAUUUUGAUCAUUAGGUUA